AUGUUUUACAGUUGCGACGGAACCUACGACGACGGCUUCAGGUAUGCCAGCAAACAAAGACUGCAGUUUAAAUGUGAACCAUAUCCUGCAAUAAGAAUUUUUCAAGGACCCAAAGAAGAGUACAGAUGCUUAUUUGUUGGUGAUUUAUACAAUUUCGGAAAUAACACGGAAAUUUAUGACAAAGAAACAGAGUUCAUUGCUGAGCUGGCAUAUGAGUUCUUUGAGGAUAAGAGAAUAACAGCAAUUGGAGGAGUAUGGGCCUAUGGAUACACUGCUUUUCCGGAGGCUCCAGACCUCAGCAAGAUGGAGAACACAUUCAGCGCUUUUCUGAAAGAUUUAGACAAAAUGGAUUAUACUAAUGUCUCAGAUGCUCUGAAUACCACUAAAGCAAUCGAUGUUAUCAAUAAGGUGAAACAAAACGGUACACAAGUGAACUGCCUUGUUUUCUUCUCUGCACAGAAGGAAACAAGCUCUUUGCCUAAGUUGGAACCGGAGAACGAGGAUAUCAAACGAAUAAUCGGAGUAGGCUUAGCUGGUAAUAUUUUAUUUUUAUUCAAUUUUACUAUAAAAGUAGAUCUGUUAACUAUUAUGCGCCGAUGGAACCACAUUAGCUGCGCAUACCAAAUUGACUUCCUGAAACCAGGACCUUCAUUGUCACUGGAUUUGGGACUUUUGAUUUUGAAGUGA
Molecule: messenger RNA, 687 nt
Organism: Strongylus vulgaris
Lineage: Eukaryota; Metazoa; Nematoda; Chromadorea; Rhabditida; Strongylidae
Source: the annotation of a GenBank genome assembly